GGUUUAACCACGCGGUGCUUUGCUAGCGAACAUAGAACCGAAACAUUGAAGCUCUUUAGACCAAUUUUCUGUAUAUUACUCAUAGUGUUUUGAACAUAAUUCUGUUUACCUAUCGACUGGUUAAUUUACACGUAUUUGCUUGUUAAAUUAGCAAAUGUGUUACAUUGAUACUGCACUAGGCUAAUUGUCCGGAGCAUAAACUCACUAAUCUAGACGGAGAAAGAAACUGGUGAAAGGAGAGGAAGAAGUUUCAAGAAUGAAAAAGGAGGCUAUCACAUUGAAACAAGAGGAUGAUAUUACAGUGAAAGAGGAAUAUGGGAAAGAGGUUGUCAAAGUGGAAAAAGAGGUAGAAGCUUUCAGAAUCAAAAAGGAGGAAGAUGCCGUAAAAUUUAAAGAAGAGGAAGAACCUUUUGGAGUAAAGGAGGAUAUCUCAAUAAAAGAGGAGACUGAAGUUCCGAUUACCACCAGAGAGAGACAUGACUAUUGUGGAUCCUCUGGGGAGCCUCAACAACAUCCUGAUGCUGACGAGGCAGAGAAGAGUCUCUGCAGAUCAGAACACCAGAUGGACAACGCUAGCCCUUCCUCCCUCCCGGAGUCCCCGUGUCGUGCCUCUCCCAGUAGCGCCUUACUGCUGGGUAUGAAGAGGUUGUCUGUGCAGCUGGUGGACUGCAGGAAAACAAUGGGGCAGAGUGGAACUGUGAGAGGAAGAGAAAAGAAGAAAGGAUCAGAUUUGACUCAGCAAAUGCCAGGGACUCGGAUGAACAAUGGGAACCCACAAUGUCAAGGUGUUCAUCCCCCACUAAUUCAGACGCUGAAGCUGGUUCAUCCAGCUGGACCCCUGCUGUCUCCGGCUCCACACCUUCCCCCGCCCGGCCAUCUAGAGGUGUGAAGAGGCCAGUCCAGAAGCGGAGGAGGGCCAGUGAACCAGCGGCAACUACCACCGAGGCAGAGGACUGCUGGCACACUGUGCUAGAAGAGGAUGUGGAGCCACUUCCACCAACAUUUAGACCGAAAAGGCAGCCAGGACCUCAGCUAGACAUGACUGCAAAGUACAGCCCCCUUCAUCUUUUCCAGAUGUUUUUCUCCUUGUCAGUUCUUGAUUCGCUGGUGUCUAACACCAACAAGUAUGGGGCUAAGAAACAAGCAGGCAAGAAAGAGGCAUGGAAGCCCAUUUCCAUCCAAGACCUGUACUGUUACAUCUCACUGGUUAUUUACAUGGGGCUUGUGAAGUUCGAAAACCUGAAGGACUACUGGAGAACGUCAACACUCUACCAACUGCCUUUCCCCACCACUGUCAUGUCUUGUAAAAGGUUUCUGACUAUCUCGCAGGCGCUUCAUAUCAGUGACCCACAAGUUGAUGAGGACAAUGACCAGAAGAGAGGCACAGCAAGCUUUGAUAGGCUCUGCAAAAUCAAACCUCUCUACCCCAGCAUGGUUGAGGCCUGCAAGACCCAUUUUCAGCCCAACCAGAACCUGUCCAUAGAUGAGAGGAUGGCAGCCUCAAAGGCUAGAAUUGGCCUCAAACAAUAUAUGUGUAACACGCCGACAAAAUGGGGGUACAAACUGUUUGUUUUGGCCGAUUCUGUGUGUGCCUACACUUGGAAUUUUUUGUUUAUGAGGGGAAAUCCAUCUCAGACACCGGUAAGGGACUUAGUUAUGAUUCCGUUAUGGAAUUAUUGGAUUUUCAACUGCUGGGGAAGGGCUACAAACUGUUUGUGGACAACUUCUACACAAGCCCUACCCUGUUUACAGAUCUGAGGAAGCUGGAUGUGUGGGCUUGUGGCACCAUUCGUCCCAACAGAGUGGGUUUUCCCAAAACAAAAGUGAACGACAUGCCUAAGAGGACAGAUAGGGGUACCAUGCGAUGGAUUCGUAAGGAUGACCUGCUCUUUGUAAAGUGGAUGGAUACCAGAGAGGUGGUCAUGUGCACCACUAUCCACAAGUCGUACAGUGGCGAUCACGUCGUCAGGCGUGUGAAGGACACUAAUGGGGCACGGACCACUAAAAAUGUCCCCAUUCCAGCUGCUGUGAAGGACUACAACAAGAGCAUGGGAGGUGUGGACCUGUCAAACGCUCUGAUAGGCUACAACAAUGUUCUCCACAAGACAAUGAAAUGGUACAGGACAUUGUUCUAUCACUUCAUCAACAUUGCUGUGGUGAAUGCAUUCGUCCUCCAGAAGGAAAUGGCUAAGAGCUCUGGACAGACCCCCAUGACACAGCUAGCCUUCAGAAAGUUGCUCAUCCAGGAGCUUGCUGGCUACGGCACAAAGUUCACUGCAGCACCUUCUGUCCCCUCUACCUCUGUCCCUUCUGCUCCUGCCACCAGUGGUGUUCACAUGCCAACAUUCAUAACUGCAGGCAUGAAUGUGCCUCAGGGCCAAAAGGGCACAGCAUGGAGGCGUCGUUGUGUUCUUUGUCGCAUGAAGUCCCCCAUCACCUGCACGACUUGUUCGGUUUGCCUCUGCUUUACAGCAGAAAGAGACUGCUAUGGGACAUGGCAUCAGCAGGACAAUAUUGUGUAGAGGACUGAGGGUCUUCCAAGGGUUUACUCUUGUUUUUUUAAAACAUUUUUAUUUAAAAAAAUGGUGUGUUAGAAUAGCAUUUUGUUAUGUUGUGUGUAUAGUUAUUUGCAUAAAAAUGUAUCACUUCACCAAUUCGGCCACUUGGGUACAUUUGGGCAACUUGUGUGACUUCAUGCUAACUGUCAUGUUGCUCGCUCAUUCCUGAAGUUAUCAGUCUGACACUUUGUACAACUACUGUUGCCCUCUUAUGUUCUCCAUCUAAAUUAUCCCCAGCUUCCUAUCUGAAUGUUUGGCUGUUCAUGUGAAAGAUAAUGCAACAACAAUAAAAAAACAGAAAAUA
Messenger RNA from Salmo salar (Atlantic salmon), 2862 nucleotides. The record is from RefSeq and is a predicted model, not a curated record. Lineage: Eukaryota; Metazoa; Chordata; Actinopteri; Salmoniformes; Salmonidae.